AUGGAUUCUUUAUUAUCAGCUAUUAAUUUACCUAUUUCCCCUAAAAGAGAAAGUGAUAAUGAAACGAAGAAAGAAAUUAAUCAUUCUGAAAUGGUAUUUAAAGAAGAAAAUAAUAUAUGUGAAGAAAAUAAAGAAGAAGGUAGUGUAACAUCAAACUCUUCCACAGAUACAGAUGAAUCUUUUAAAAAAUUUACAACACCUUCAAUAACUCAUCCAUUUAAUUUUGCUGUAGCAGCAGCUGCUGCAGGUCUCUCACAACCAUAUACAAACAAUUUAUUUUUACAAUCACAACUUCUUCAUCCAAAUUAUAUGCCAAAUAUUGCUGCAAUGACAGCAGCAAUAAAUGCUGCAACAUCAAAUAAUUUUAAUAUUUCAUCUAAUGUUGAAAAUACACAAUCAAAAGAUAUUUUACCAUUUAACAAUAAUCCAUCAACUACAGUAUCUGUUAAUAUGUUAACUAGUGGAAAAACUUCACAAUCUUCUAAUAAUCUUUUUCAUUCAUCUAAUCUUUUUGAUACUCAUCAUAUAUUAGGAGGAAAUCAUAAUAAUUUAGUUGGUAAAAAUUCACAUUCAUCUACAUCAUUAUCAUGUGCUGUUUGUGGUGAUGUUUCAUCUGGAAAACAUUAUGGUAUUCUUGCAUGUAAUGGAUGUUCAGGAUUUUUUAAAAGAUCUGUAAGAAGAAGAUUAAUAUAUAGAUGUCAGGCUGGAACAGGAAAUUGUAUUGUUGAUAAAGCUCAUAGAAAUCAAUGUCAAGCAUGUAGAUUAAAAAAAUGUAUUGCUAAAGGAAUGAAUAAAGAUGCUGUUCAAAAUGAACGACAACCAAGAAAUAUGGCUACAAUAAAAAAUCCCUCAGAUUUAGCAAUGAGAAAUGGUAAUAUAUUUGGUGAUGGUAGUGGAGCACUAGCAACAACAGCUGUUGAUGUAUUAAAAGUAAAUAAUGAAUAUUCAUGUGAAAAUAUUUCAAAAUCAUUAUCACCAAUAAAAAAUGAUAUAUCACCGGAGACAAGUGAAUUGGCAGCAAGAAUUCUUUAUAUGUCAAUAAAAUGGGCUAAAAGUUUACCAUCUUUUAAUCAAUUAUCCUCAUCAGAUCAAAUAUUAUUAUUAAUAGCAAAUUGGUGUGAUCUCUUUAUUUUAUCUGCAUUACAAUUUUCUUCAAGUAUGGAAAAAUUUCCUCUUAUAAAUGAGACAAAUUUUUUCUUUGAAAAUGAUAAUAAUAAUAUGUCAAAAGAAGAAAGUAUUGGUAUGUUAUCAAUACAAAAUCUUUUUAAUUUUAUAAAAGCUGAUAAUGUUGAUCAAGGAGAAUUUGCUUGUCUUAAGACACUUGUCUUAUUUCGACCUGAAAUUCAUGGAUUAACAGAUAUAUGUUUAGUUGAAAGUUUACAAGAUCAAGCACAAAUGAUGUUAGGACAACAUACUGGUAAGACAAGUUCUAAACCUACAAGAUUUGGAAAAUUAUUGUUAUUUUUACCACUUCUUAAGACAAUUGACAAAAGAAUUGUUAAAAAUGAACUUUUAGGGAGAGCUUUUAGAAAUACACCAAUUGAAAAAGUAAUACAAAAUAUACUUAAUGAUUAA
Molecule: messenger RNA, 1575 nt
Organism: Strongyloides ratti
Lineage: Eukaryota; Metazoa; Nematoda; Chromadorea; Rhabditida; Strongyloididae
Product: Hormone receptor 51
Exons: 5
Coding region: 1-1575 (524 amino acids)
Biological process (GO): cell differentiation; anatomical structure development; positive regulation of transcription by RNA polymerase II
Molecular function (GO): RNA polymerase II cis-regulatory region sequence-specific DNA binding; zinc ion binding; nuclear receptor activity
Source: RefSeq, a predicted model, not a curated record